Molecule: messenger RNA, 1438 nt
Organism: Eupeodes corollae
Lineage: Eukaryota; Metazoa; Arthropoda; Insecta; Diptera; Syrphidae
Gene: Thor
Product: eukaryotic translation initiation factor 4E-binding protein
Exons: 2
Coding region: 467-814 (115 amino acids)
Biological process (GO): negative regulation of translational initiation
Cellular component (GO): cytoplasm
Molecular function (GO): eukaryotic initiation factor 4E binding
Source: RefSeq, a predicted model, not a curated record
AGUUCAGAUCCGAGUGAGUCACUGUGAAGAAGGAGGAAAAUAUAUUAAAAAGGAAUUUCGAAUCCUUUUUUUUAAGUACGGAGAAGUCGUGUUAAGUUUUUAAAAACGCCCCUCUAUCAAAUUAUUAUAGAAAAAAGUUUCUUCAAAAUUGUUCUUUUAAUACAACAACAAUAAAAAACAGUGUUGGAUUUAAUAAAACUGAAUUCAAUCCAUAACAAAUAAAAUUGAAUAAAUUUUACUUAAAGUGAAAUUAAAUAAAUUAUUGAAUAUUAAAGUAUCUCAUAGAUACGCCAAAUAAAAUCAUUAAAAAUAUUCUCAUUUCGGUAUUAGAAAGUGUGAAAUAAAAUAAAAGAAAGUUUAUACGCUUAAAAAAAAAACUCAAAAAACAAAACAAAAACUCUCUUAACUAAGCUUUAAAGUUAAUUUAUUAUAUUAAUUAAAACAAAUAAAAAUAAAAACAAUCAACAUGUCUGCAUCACCAACUGCCAGGCAAGCCUAUUCUCACGCAAUUCCUGUUGUGAAGAAAAUUACAAUUAAUGAUCCAAAUCAAAUGCCAGAUGUGUACUCUUCAACGCCUGGUGGUACCAUGUACUCAACAACACCUGGAGGAACCAAACUUAUCUAUGAACGCAAUUUCAUGAAAAAUCUCCGCGGUUCCCCCAUGAGUCAAACCCCACCAAACAAUAUACCAUCGUGUUUAUUGCGAGGCACCCCUAAGACACCAUUCCGCAAGUGUGUACCUGUCCCAGAAUCUAUCAGGAAAUCACCAAUGAAAAUUGAAGAUAGCCAUGAACAAUUCCAAUUGGAAUUAUAAACAUAUAAAUAUUUGUAUUUUUAAAUUAAGAAACAACAACAAAUUGCAAUUCAUUACAAAUCUAACAGGAUAAGUCACUUCUCGAUAUUAUAAAAGUUGUAAAAUCAUAUUCUAAGGAUAUGUUUUUGUUUUACUUACUUAUCCAAAAACAACAACAAAAUCACUAAAAAUCUUGUACAUAUACAAAAAAAUCGAUAGUUUUCUAGUUUUUAAGUCAACAACAAAAAAGAAAAGUCUUAGAAUUUAGUUUGUAUUUUUUUAAUAAGUUUAAGAAAAAGAAAAUUUAGUUUUUCGAUUAAUUUCUUAUAAUCUUUUUUUUUUAAUUAGUCAUUUGCCCAUAAAUUAUAUAAUAUUUGUAUUUAAGAAUAUCAUUUGAAAAAAGAAUAUAUUUUUGUAUUAAGAACAAAAUUCGGUCAUAUUGACCGAAGUGAAAAAAUUUUAAAUAAAUGUGAGAGUCCGGGUCUAAAAUAUGAGAAAGAAAAACAAACUUCAAAUUAGAUCUCAAGUUGAAUAGUUUCAAACGAAUCAAAUACAUUUUUGAAAAAAAAACCUAUACCCACUCUCAAAAUUCUGUAAUUAUAUUUGUUUAUCUAAAUUAUCUUCAUUAAAUUGUUAAAAAUUUUA